This is a messenger RNA of Trichoderma virens Gv29-8, 3288 nucleotides long. RefSeq lists its product as uncharacterized. The coding region runs from base 1 to 3288 and encodes 1095 amino acids. Gene Ontology annotation, molecular function: RNA binding; protein binding. Lineage: Eukaryota; Fungi; Ascomycota; Sordariomycetes; Hypocreales; Hypocreaceae. The transcript is spliced from 3 exons. The record is from RefSeq and is a predicted model, not a curated record.
AUGGCUGAUAGAGGCAACCGUGGGAAUCGCGGUGGUGACCGUGGUUGGGGUGGUGAUCGAGGAAGGGGAGGUGAUCGGGGCGGCCGUGGCGGUGAUCGGGGCCGGGGUCGAGGCGGUGGUGACCGAGGUGGUAGCAGUGAUCGGGGCGGUGGCCGCGGACGAGGAGGCUAUGAUCGCGGAGACUAUGGUGGCAGCCGUGGUAGAGGAGGAGAUCGUGGUGACUACGGUGGAGGUCGUGGUAGAGGGGGAGAUCGUGGAGACUACGGCGGCCGGCUUUCGGGUAAGUCUUCGUCUCAGCAUCAAUAUCAGCUUCUGUCUAACCUGUCUAUUAGUUACGGUGAUGUGAUUCCAAUUCCCGAUGCAGAAGUCGCUCAACUCGAAACACAGAUUGUCGCACGACAAUCCGCCUCCCUUGCUUCCCUUACCUCUCAGAUGGGCAGCAUGAGCGUCAAAGGGAAAAAGAGAGGCGGCGGCAAUGUUGGCGGCAAGCCCGCGCCCCCAAUGAACGAACAUCUCCCCGCCAGACCAGCUUUUGGCUCACAAGGCAGACGUGUCAUUCUUUGGGCAAAUUAUUUCAAAGUCAAUGUCACCCGUGAUGUCUUCUUCAAGUAUACACUGGAGGUUAAACAGAAGGUCAACAAGCCGGCAGCCCCAAAGAAGGCGUCCAAACGAGGUGGCAAAGCUUCCUCAAAGCCAACUCGCGAAACAGAGGGGCCUGAGGAAGGCGAGCAGACCAGAGAUGUCCGGGGGAGGGACCUGUUCCUCGUUAUCAAGGCAACACUUGCAAAGCUCUUGGAGCAAGACAAGAGUUUUGUUGCUGCCUCGGAGUUCAAGAGCCAGCUCAUCACGCUCAAGGAAAUCAACUUGGUUGAGAACCCCAUGAUCAUCCAGAUGGCCAAAAGUGAGGGCGACGAAUUCAUGGAAACGUAUUCUGUUCAGUUUCAUGGCCCCCAUGAGAUUGAUGUUGGCAGCAUGAAGUCGUAUUUGACGUCCUUGGCUGAUGAGCCGGUUGCCAAUGGAGAGGUCGCCUUCCCACGCUUCCCCGAAGCCGUCGAUGCGCUCAAUACCAUUUUGGGCCACAAGCCAAGGAGCGAUUUUGACAAAACCGCUACCAUUGGGUCACACCGUUUCUUCCCCUUUGGUGAUGACAAGGUUAUCGAGAGGCUCACCCAUAAUUGGCGUGCUCUGACGGCAGCCCGCGGGUACUUUCAAUCCACCCGUCUAGGAACGGGCCGCAUCCUGCUAAACGUCAACGUGACCCACGGUGUCUUCAGGAUCUCGGGCCCCAUGACGACUCUAUUCGACAAUCUAGGCUUGAGGGCCGUUCCACGGAGGGACUAUCAAGCCACGAAGAAGCUCAAGGCCUUUGCUAAAUUCUUGCCCAAGGCGCGCGCCUGGAGAACUAUGAUCAUCGAUGGCAAACGUAUUCGUCGAUCCAAGGCUAUACUAAGCCUGGCAUCUUCAGACGGCUCCCGCAAAUCACAUAGGAUGGCCAAUCCGCCAAGGUUCGACCGUGAUUGGGAAUUUGCGGGACCAAAGAAUGUCCAGUUUUGGAGGGAUGGCGAUAAAGGUGGUCGCUACAUCACAGUCUUUGACCACUACCUCGAGUUCAAAGCAUAUGGCAUUACAUUGGCGGAUUAUCCGUUGCUCGACAUGGGUUCUGACCAAAAGCCAACAUACAUUCCGGCCGAGCUGGUGGAGAUCCAGCCAGGACAGGCAAUCAGAGCCACUCUAACCAUGGAAGAGACAACGGCAAUGCUGGAAUUUGCAUGCCGGUCGCCAUAUUCCAAUGCCCUGUCGAUUAGCGCAGCCAGCCGUCAAGCUCUCGAUCUUGACGACGACGACUCACUAGGCAGAUUUGGCCUCUCUGUCGACAAGAGGAUGCUGACUGUAGAUGGAAGAAUCCUUAACGCGCCAGUUGUGAGCUAUAUUUCUAACGGCAAAAGAGCCGAUGUGGCUCCGUCAAAGGGCUCGUGGAACAUGAGAUCAGUCAAAGUCGUCAAGCCAGGCAAGAAGUUUGAGCGCUGGUCCUGGGUCAAUCUCAUGGCAAGUCAUCAGACCAGGAAAAUGGUCGACAAAUCGGUGGUGCUAAGUUUCGGAGAGUGGCUGGUCGCCAUGGGCAUUGCCAUCAACAAAACCCCAAUUGAUCCGAUCAAUCCUGUGGUCGAUCCCGAACAAAUCGUAAGUUUCUUUGAGUGGUUGAAGAAGAAUGACAUCCAGCUCUGCGUCAUGGUUCUGCCCGAAAAGGAUUCUACCGGCCUAUAUAGCAAGAUCAAGACACUGGGCGACUGUACGUACGGAAUCCAUACGAGCUGCUUGGUGUCUGCACAGUUUUCAAAAGCAAACCCAGCCUAUUUUGCCAACGUUGGGCUCAAGAUCAAUCUGAAAGCUGGCGGUACCAACCACAAGCUGCGAGACGACUUUGGCAUUCUGAGUGAUGGCAAAGCCAUGAUUGUGGGCUACGACGUAACUCACCCUACGAACAUGGCCCAGCAGAAGAAGGGCUACGAGGCCCCCAGUCUGGCAGGGUUUGUAUCCAGCAUCGAUAAAGACCUCGCCCAGUGGCCUGCCAUAGCGUGGGAGCAACCUCCAAAGCAAGAAAUGCUUAGCGAUAAGCUACUGGAUGCAUUCAUGACACGGCUGGGUACCUGGAGCAGACACAGUGGGAACCGUUACCCUGAAAACAUUGUCAUCUACCGAGAUGGCGUCUCUGAGGGUCAAUUUUCUCAGGUGCUCGACAAGGAGCUCCCGAUUAUCAGAGAAGCCUGUCUGAAGAAGUAUCCCGCCAAUCAGCCUCAGCCAAAGCUCACAAUUUUGGUCGCGGUGAAGCGGCACCAGACUCGUUUUUACCCUACUUCAGCAGACGACAUGUCCAAGUCCGGCAACACCAUCAAUGGAACGGUUGUGGAUCGAGGCGUGACCCAGGCUAGGUACUGGGACUUCUUCAUGACGGCCCAUGAGGCGCUCCAGGGCACCGCUCGGCCAGCGCACUACACUGUCCUUCUUGACGAGAUCUUCCGCUCAAAAUUCGGUGACAAGGCCGCCGACGAAUUGGAGCGGCUGACGCACGAGCUGUGCUACCUCUUUGGCCGCGCCACCAAGGCCGUCAGCAUCUGUCCGCCAGCGUAUUAUGCAGACAUUGUCUGCGAACGGGCUCGCGCACACCGACCCGAGCAUUAUGGGCCGGGUGACGACGCGGAGAGUGUUUCGACUGUAUCAGGAGCUGGAGGAGCCACAGCGGGGAGACAGGUUCAUGACAAUCUCAGGGACAGUAUGUAUUAUAUCUAA